Capsicum annuum is the source of this 1888-nucleotide messenger RNA. Its product is annotated as probable pectate lyase 4. The coding region runs from base 562 to 1557 and encodes 331 amino acids. Gene Ontology annotation, molecular function: pectate lyase activity. The record is from RefSeq and is a predicted model, not a curated record. Lineage: Eukaryota; Viridiplantae; Streptophyta; Magnoliopsida; Solanales; Solanaceae. The transcript is spliced from 5 exons.
GGUGUACUAAAUUAAUAAUAAACAACUAUUAGCAUACGGAGGAAGUACUAUUUUAUUUCUUUUACUUUGAUUAUCGUUAUUUAUUUAUGGGAAAAUACUCUGUUUUCAUUCUGAACUAUACACAAAAUUGCUGAGACACACUUAAACUUUAAGAGAGUCGUAUUAUCCUGAACUAAUUAGAAUCAUACUUUUUAUAAUCUUAGUACCUACGUGGCACAUCAGUGAAGCAACACAUUAAAGGUUUACGUAAGCACAUAUAUGUGUGAUGUACAUACUAAGAUUAUCAAAAAUACAGUUUUAAUUAAUCCACCUCCUAAAGUUCAGGUGUCAGCAAUUUCAUAUAUAAUUUAGGAUGAAAAUAAUACAUUUUCUCUUUAUUUAUUGUACUUUUUUAUCUUCUACGUAUAAAUGUCUUAAAGAGUCCAAUCCAAAUAUAGUGCUAAAAUUAAUUUCUCGAUUUUGCGUGCAUAUCGAAAGGUUUAGUUAUUGAGCUAUCCUUUUUUAUUUUUUUUUCAUAAGUCAAUAAUAUAAGUAUAUUUUUUCGAUUCGAUUUAUCUAAUUAUGUCGGUUUUACCAUAUGCUGAUGUUGAUUCGAGCUUAAAAGGUUUAGCCGGUCGAGCCGAAGGGUAUGGUAGGUUUGCAAUUGGCGGUUUAAAUGGUCCGGUUUAUUCAGUUACAUCAUUAACCGAUGAUGGUCCAGGAUCACUCCGUGAUGGAUGUCGUAAGAAAGAACCACUGUGGAUUGUUUUUGAAGUUUCAGGAACCAUUCAUCUUGCAUCUUACCUACGUGUGUCAUCUUAUAAAACUAUCGAUGGUCGUGGCCAAAGGAUAAAACUCACUGGUAAAGGCUUGCAACUGAAAGAUUGUGAGCACAUAAUAGUAUGCAAUUUGGAGUUUGAAGGUGGCAGAGGUCAUGACAUUGAUGGCAUUCAAAUAAAACCAAAUUCUAGGCAUAUUUGGAUAGACCGCUGUUCUCUUCGAGAUUAUGAUGAUGGACUAAUCGAUAUAACCAGACAAAGCACAGAUAUAACUAUUUCUAGAUGUUAUUUUGCUCAGCAUGAUAAGACAAUGCUUAUUGGAGCAGAUCCGUCUCAUGUUGGCGAUAGAUGUAUCAGAGUAACAAUCCACCAUUGCUUUUUUGAUGGGACGCGGCAGAGGCAUCCUCGUGUUAGAUUUGGAAAAGUUCAUCUGUACAACAAUUACACUAGAAAUUGGGGUAUAUAUGCUAUUUGUGCCAGCGUAGAAUCACACAUAUAUUCUCAAUGCAACAUAUAUGAAGCUGCACAGAAGAAAAAAGCUUUUGAAUACUACACAGAGAAGGCAGCAGAUAAGGAGGAAGCAAGGACUGGUUUAAUCAGAUCAGAAGGGGAUUUGUUUCUGAAUGGAGCUCAAGGGAGUUUGUUAACUGGUGCUAAUGGAGAAUGUGUUUAUCAUCCAAGUGAAUUUUACCCUGUCUGGACAUUGGAACCUGCCUCAGACUCCCUUAAAGCUGUUCUCCAAAUUUGCACAGGUUGGCAACCUAUUCCUCGGCCAUCCGAAGUGUGUGCGGGUCAGUAGGCGGAUGUAGAGCUCUGGUUACUAGGUUCAUCCGGAAUCUAGUGAGUUUGGCUUAGACCUUGUAUAUGUAUCAAAAAUUUCAUUAAUUAAGUACAGUUGAAUGAUUCUGAUCUCAAACCCAUAAUGUUCGAAUCUUGAAUCUGCCUCUGGUUUCAUCGACAGACCGACCCAAGGCUGGGUUAAAUAUAGUAAAUAGUUGGUAUAGUCUUCUUUAUCUAUAUGUGUAAUGUAAUAUAUUUGCUCUUCUGGUGUCUCAUGUUUGUCAAAACUCUGGUGAAACCUAAUAAUAUCUUAUAUAUUGCUAUAUAAGAAUAUCAAAGUAUGAAUUAUA